Molecule: messenger RNA, 1320 nt
Organism: Diaporthe amygdali
Lineage: Eukaryota; Fungi; Ascomycota; Sordariomycetes; Diaporthales; Diaporthaceae
Product: imp-specific 5nucleotidase 1
Exons: 5
Coding region: 1-1320 (439 amino acids)
Biological process (GO): nicotinic acid riboside biosynthetic process; nicotinamide riboside biosynthetic process; inosine salvage
Molecular function (GO): magnesium ion binding
Source: RefSeq, a predicted model, not a curated record
AUGACUUCACGAUACAGAGUCGAAUAUGCUCUCAAGACCCAUAGGCGAGACCAACUGAUAGAAUGGAUCAAGGGCCUCCUCGCAGUGCCGUUUGUGCUUCACUCGCAGCCCCAGGGCGUGUUCCUCGGCAGAGACCACGCCCCAAGCCUCGAGCACAUGGCCGAGGAGUCGGCACGGAGGUACGCCGAGAUCAUGCGCGACGUCGAGGUCAUGAUAGACGACCACAUCAGCCUGCAGGACGAGGGCUCGCCGCUGCCGUCCAAGCUCAAGCUGCUGGUGCCGACGGUCGGCACCUUCUUCACGCGGCUGCCGCUCGAGGCCGCCUUCAAGUUCCAGGACCGCAAGCGCUACAUCUCGAGCCGGCGCUUCGUGUCGCCCUCGUUCAACGACGUGCGCCUCAUCCUCAACUCGGCCCAGAUCAUGGCCGUCACCACCUACAGCUCGCUGCAGCUCGCCACCUUCGACGGUGACGUGACCCUCUACGACGACGGCCAGUCGCUCGAGCCCACCAGCCCCAUCGUGCCGCGCCUGCUGGACCUGCUGCGGCGCAACGUGCGCAUCGGCAUCGUCACGGCGGCCGGGUACACGACCGCCGACCGGUACUACGCGCGGCUGCACGGGCUCCUGGACGCGAUGGCGGCGACGGCGGACCUGUCGCCGGCACAGAAGGCCAACCUGCUGGUCAUGGGCGGCGAGGCCAACUACCUGUUCGCGUUCGACGCGUCGGCGGGGCCGCACCUGCUGCGCCAGGUGCCGCGGGCCGAGUGGCUGACGCCCGAGAUGGCGGCGUGGUCCGAGGCCGACAUCGCCGCGCUGCUGGACGACGCCGAGGCCGCGCUGCGCGAGUGCGUCAAGUCCAUGAACCUGCCCGCCGUGCUCAUGCGCAAGGACCGCGCCGUCGGCAUCAUCCCCGACCCGCCCAGCGUGCGCAUCCCCCGCGAGUCCCUCGAGGAGACGGUCCUCGUCACGCAGAAGAUCCUCGAGCUCAGCUCUGCCGGCCGCGCCAAGAGGGUGCCCUUCUGUGCUUUCAAUGGCGGCCGGGACGUCUUCGUCGACAUCGGCGACAAAUCCUGGGGCGUGAACGUGUGCCAGAGGUACUUCGAGAAGCAGUCGCACGGCAGCAGCGGCAGCAGCAGCAGCAGCAGCAAGCUGCACUUCGGGCCCGAGAACACGCUGCACGUGGGCGACCAGUUCCUCAGCGCGGGCGCCAACGACUUCCGCGCCCGCAGCGUGGGCACCACGGCGUGGAUCGCCAGCCCAGAGGAGACGGUCGACCUCCUGGACGAGCUGGGCGACCUAAUGUACAAGAAGCUGACCUGA